AUGAUUCGAGUGUUGAAGAGUGUACAUACAAGAGGGCAUCGGGGUGUUUUGAAACCCAAGUGCGCAGGACGGAUCAGUCGGAGAGCCCGACACUGGCAGGCAUCACCACGUGAGGACGGAGGAGUGACAGAAGACAAGAGAAGGAUUGGAAGGAUGGAGAUGAAGACGCGUGUAAAUAGUGGUAAGAAGAAGAAGGAUCGAAUCAAGAAAAGCAGCAAUCAACCUAAUCUCUCUAGCAAGAAGGUUUCUACAAUAAGUGUUCCUUCCAUCAAUCUCCCCUUAGGUUAUGGUUUCCCUGCUGCCGGCUCAGAUUAA
This is a messenger RNA of Puccinia graminis f. sp. tritici CRL 75-36-700-3, 315 nucleotides long. RefSeq lists its product as uncharacterized. The transcript has 2 exons. Lineage: Eukaryota; Fungi; Basidiomycota; Pucciniomycetes; Pucciniales; Pucciniaceae. The record is from RefSeq and is a predicted model, not a curated record. Bases 1 to 315 code for a protein of 104 amino acids.